Molecule: messenger RNA, 909 nt
Organism: Histoplasma mississippiense
Lineage: Eukaryota; Fungi; Ascomycota; Eurotiomycetes; Onygenales; Ajellomycetaceae
Exons: 3
Source: RefSeq, a predicted model, not a curated record
AUGGAGCCCUCAACGCCCUCCCGUCCGCCCAAGGACAUCGAAACGGCCUACACCAGGCCACUGGAGCCGGAGUCACCGGCCAAUUUUGUCACUGGAAAGGCUGGCAAGAGGCAGAGGAAGACUGUCACAAUGCCUCCCCCAGUCCUCAAAGGAGCCAGCGACAGCAUCCCCACGGCCACCUCUCGGCUGCAGAAGCAGUUUGAGGAGGCUCAGCAGCAACAGAACCUGCAGCAGAAGGCUCUCAUCAGAUUGGCAAAGACUCUGGACAGCUGGGUUGAGGAGGAGAAGCACAAAGACAGCUGCGAGGGAGCCGACUACCUGGGCGGGUGUUGCUCAGAGGGGGAAAACUCUGCCCUCCCUGGGGUUGCCCCUGCCAAGACUGCGGCUUCCUCGGCAGGCAGGGCUAGUGGGGCUAGCCUGCAGCCCAAAAGCGCCAGUCAGCCAGGGGGCCCCACAGGGGGCACAAAACCGCAGGAGGACCCACGAGUCCUCGUCACCCUCCAGCCAGAGAUGUGCGGCAGGCAAUCGUUGCAAACAUUCAGGGGGUGGUGGAUGUGGCCAAUGUGCCGAAGGUGGAGCCCACCAGGACAGGCAGUGGCUACUCUCUGUGAAGUCCUUGGCGCCACGGAGAUCCGGCUACCAGAGCGGUGGUACAAUUAUGCUGUCCCAGGGGUCCCAGAAUCUGUCCAGGACUGGGAAGGGGCAAGAAUCCCCACAGACAAGAUGAUUGAGGGAGAGGUUCUGGCUCAGGCAAAGGUAAAGCCAGUGAGCUGUCGACCCUCGCGUCAUGGGGUGAACCCCAAGACAGGGAAGAUUACAUGGAUUGUCUCCUUCCUUGCCCCGGUAAAAGGCUUCUCACUCUUCAAUGCCAGUGAGAGGGCCAGGAUGAUUGAGAAAAGGCCUUUGGCA